UCGGUUGGUACAGCUUGUUGCGAGCAGUCGAGUCGAGUGGAUUUUUUUUUGAUUUUCUUCGCCAACGCUAUCUGUAUUCAGAAAUUAAUCAUGACUUUUGGCGCAGAGCUGCAGAGUAUUUUGGAAGAAUUGCUUAUUUCUGACGAUGAUCGCUCCGAGUACACUAGGGAUGCAGUCGAACUCCAAAAUUUUGUGAUUGAGGAACUAAAGGAGGCAGACAUUAAUUUUCGUAAAGCUUUUGAUGGCCUUAGCCUCACGGGAAGCUACUUGGAUGGAGUGAAAUUGAAGACGCCUGAUGAAUUCGAUUUGCAUAUGAAGCUGAAAUUUCCAUUCCCCAUCACCCCCACAAAAGACGAGAAGGGAUUCGUGUUCUUGUAUGCAAAUGGCUCCAAUCAUUCUAUCGUUACCGACAAUUACAUAAAUCGAAAAGAGCUUCAAGAUUGGCUACGUGAUGCAUUCGAUAAGGUAUUCGACUCGGAGCUAAGUGUUCUUUGCAAGUCUGGAGAAGAAUAUGAACUAAUGUAUACGGCCAAGGGCACCGGAUGUGCCCACACCAUUGAAGCUGAAGGGAAGAAUCGGAACAUAUCGUUCGAUUUUGUGCCAGCAUUCGAGUUCGCCUGGGCCCAGUGGCCGUUGGACAAAACAUGCAUUUACAACAGCCGUAAGAAAAAAUUAAUGUACUUCCCAUGGUUCGCUGUGCCGCAAUAUAAACAAGGCACUUGGGACGAUCGCAUCUUUAUGGUAUGUGUUCCGCAUUGGGAACGCCAAUUAACGAUGGAUCUGCAUAACUUCAAAAAUGUGUUGCGCCUCAUGAAGGGACUGCGCGACGCUCAUGCGACCGAUUUUCCAAAGCUAUCAAGUUACAUGCUAAAAACGGUCUUGCUCCAUAAACUGGGACGUGUUGACUGGCGAACCAAUUUGGGAACUCUCUUUAUGAAGAUGUGGACAUUUUUGGUGGUUCAUCUCCAAGAAGGACGCCUAGAUUUCUAUUUUGCAAAAGGACAUAACGUUUUUGAUCGUAUGACUCAUGGGGAGCUCCAAAAAUGCAACUUCACAGCUAAAGAUUUACUUUCGAAGCUCCGCAAAGCUAGAGAUGGGAAAAACAACCUCGAACUUGCUAAACUUUUUAAUGUUUCUAAGUAAGAUUAUACCCAUACAGAUGUACUUAUGCAUUUAACAUUUUGUAUUUGGCUUUUUCAUAUUUUUCAAAUAAAUUCAUAUAUUCCUUAUCCAUCA
Drosophila subobscura is the source of this 1236-nucleotide messenger RNA. RefSeq lists its product as uncharacterized. The record is from RefSeq and is a predicted model, not a curated record. The transcript is spliced from 2 exons. NCBI's taxonomy places the organism in Eukaryota, Metazoa, Arthropoda, Insecta, Diptera, Drosophilidae. Bases 91 to 1143 code for a protein of 350 amino acids.